CAGAAACUGGUACAUACUACUGCCUUGCACUUUCUCAUCUCACUGCAUAGGAAAUAGCCAGGAUGAAAAUUCUCCUCAGCCUAAUCAUUUUGUGCACCCUAGUGGCACUGAGCUAUGGAGAGUGCUUCCUCAAGCAUCUCCAACCAGGAACUCAAGAUGGCUGCAUUGAUCCAUAUGACAAAAGCGAACAUCCCUUUGGAUCUAAAUGGAACACUGCUAAAUGCAUGGAAUGCAGCUGUAAUCCUGAUAUACUCCAAUGCUGUACCACAUACGGUGGUGUUGUAAGUGUCCCAGGAUGCGCAGCAGUUGUUGAUCCAAAAACAUGUAAAUACAAGUUUUAUAAGGCUGAUGAUCCUUCAAAGCCAUGUUUUAAGCUUUAAAAACCCAUCCACUUUAUGUUGGUGAACUUGAAUAAAUCAAUGACUCAUCUGUUCUACUUGCUGUGUGUCUCUUGCUCUUUUUCUUCCACGAAAAUUAAAAAAGAAGUUUUUGUUUUGAUUUCUCAAAUAGGGAGGAGCCUCUUCUGACUGAAA
Molecule: messenger RNA, 533 nt
Organism: Eublepharis macularius
Lineage: Eukaryota; Metazoa; Chordata; Lepidosauria; Squamata; Eublepharidae
Product: small serum protein 2-like
Exons: 4
Coding region: 63-380 (105 amino acids)
Source: RefSeq, a predicted model, not a curated record